AUACAGAAGAUAGCCCUAUUUGGUAAAAGACCAAGUCCAUAUUAUGGAAAGAACCUCUCAAAUAAGCAAAGAGAUAUGACAGUCCAUCAUUACUUUAAGACAUGACGGUCAGUCAAUUUCAAGAACUUUGAAUGUUUCUUCAAGUGCAGUCACAAAAACCAUUAAGCGCUAUGAUGUAACUGGCUCUCAUGAGGACCUCCACAGAAAAGGAAGACCCAGAGUUACCUUAGCUGCAGAGUUACCAACCUCAGAAAUUGAAGCCCAAAGAAAUGGUUCACAGAGUUCAAGUAACAGACACAUCUCAACAUCAACUGUUCAGAGGAGAAUAAGUGAAUCAGGCAUACAUAGAUUGAGUUCCUGCAACAACAAAAAACUACUAAAAGACAGCAAUAAGAAGAGGAGACUUGCUUGGGCCAAGAAACACGAGCAACGGACACUAGACCAGUGGAAACCUGUCCUUUGGUCUGAUGAGUUCAAAUUAGAUUUUUUUUAAAUUCCAACCGCCAUGUCUUUGUGAGACGCAGAGUAGGUGAACGGAUGAUCUCCGCAUGUUUGGUUCCCACCGUGAUGCAUGGAGGAGGAGGUGCGAUGGUUUCGGGGUGCUUUGCUGGUGACACUGUCAGUGAUUUUGAAUAUAAGGUACACCUUAAUACCAGCAUGGCUACCACAGCAUUCUGCAGUGAUACGCCAUCCGAUCUGGUUUGCGCUUAGUGGGACUAUCAUCUGGUUUUCAACAGGACAAUGACCCAAAACACACCUCCAGGCUGUGUCAGGGCUAUUUGACCAAGAAGGAGAGUGAUGGUGCUGCAUCAGAUGACCUGGCUUCCACUAUCACCCGACCUCAACCCAAAUGAGAUGGUUUGGACUGCAGAGUGAAGGAAAAGCAGACAACAAGUGAUCAUCAUAUGGAAACUCCUUCAAGAUUGUUGGAAAAGCAUUCCAGGUGAAGCUGGUUGAGAGAAUGCCAAGGGCAUGCAAAGCUGUCAUGAAGGCAAAGGGUGGCUACUUUGAAGAAUCUAAAAUAUAUUUUCAUUUGUUUAACACUUUUUGUUUGGUUACUACAUGAUUCAAUAUGUGUUAUUUCAUAGUUUUGAUGUAGAAACUAGUAAAAUAAAGAAAAACCCUUGAAUGAGUAGGUGUGUCCAAACUUUUGACUGGUACUGUAUGUGUAUUGGAUAACAGCACAGUCAUUUGGGAUUUUUUGGGCUCAUUAAAAGGUAUUUAAUUGAUUUAACCUUUAUUUAACUAGGCAAGUCAGAUAAGAACAAAUUCUUGUUUACAAUGACAGCCUACCCCUUUCGGCUACUCGCCCAACCCUCUAACCACUAGGCUUCCUGCCACUCCAUUGAUGUAUGACUCAUCAGGCUCAGGUAGCAUCAGGUGUCAAUUUUCGAUCAAAGCUCUAAUCAAAUCCAGACAUAGGCCUAUUUAUAUGCUUUAUAAUGCUUUUGAAUGACAAGUCCGGUUUUCGUGGGAAAUACCGGGUUACCUGGGAGAAAAGUUAUUCUUAAGAGGGAACACAUGUAAAAUACUGGUAAAAUAGUCAACCCUACUGUAGACCUUCAUUGCAACACAGUGUGUUUUAAUAAAUUAUUUGGUGACGUGAAUAUAUUUAGUAUAGUUUUUUUCACUAUUUACAUUUUUGAAAUCAUGAAAUUUACUGACGGAAAUGGUCCUCCCCUUCCUCCUCCGGGGAGUCUCCGCUGUUGAGCAUGUAAGAGGUUUGUGGUGCUGACAUCCUGUUAUUCCUUCUGAUUGGCUGAUAUCCUCAGUCGGCCAUGCUCAUUGGUCGGGGUGCUGCGACAGGCGUCAGAGUGGACAUUACAGAACGACGCACUUGAGGAAGCAUGAAAUCAACUCUGGGGAGGUGGAAAACACGCAGCACCACAGUGCUUACGCAAAGAUACUGUUGGUUCUCAUGCCAGAACCGAGCUAUUUUGACACAAAGACAUGACACAGAAAAAAAAUAUUUUCAGAUAAGUAACAAAUGGACUGCAACACAGCUGAUCAUUUGGCUAUGUCAUACAUUACAUAAAGUCCACUGUUUUUGAACCCUUAACAUACAUGACCAGCAUUACAAGUGGGGUGCUACACAUUGGUAAUAGCUAAGAUAAUACAACAGUAUAAUCAAUGCAAAACUUUGCCAGAAAAUUUUCUUCUCCCCUCCUGUUCCCAGGUGGCUAAAAUCAACCUGCUGUCCGCCCAGAGGCGAGAGCAGCACAUCCUGCGCAUGGUGCUGUCCAUGGUGUCCUGCUACCUGCUGUGCUGGAUGCCCUACGGCGUCAUGGCCCUGGCGGCCACCUUCGGCCGGUCAGGCCUAGUCACCCCCGUGGCCAGCGUGGUGCCCGCCGUCCUGGCGAAGAGCAGCACCGUAAUCAACCCUAUCAUCUAUGUGCUGUUCAACAACCAGGUAAAUGAUGGAAAGAUAUGUACUCUUGUUUGUUCUUAAGGAGAUGAACAACAUAUUUGUCAACGAGUCUGCAAUACGUCUCAAUAGAGUGAUUGUGAUUGGAUGGAGGUACAAAAUAACACCUACUUCUAAAAGGAGUCGGAGUAUGUGCAGGAACAAUGGUGGACAUCUUGAAGCAAGUGGGGACAGCAGACCGGGAUAGGGAGAGAUUGAAUAUGUCCGUAAACACUCCAGCCAGCCUGUCUGCUCAUGCUCUGAGGACGCGGCUAGGGAUGCUGUCUGGGCCGGCAGCCUUCCGAUGGUUAACACGCUUAAAUGUCUUACUCACUUCAGCCACGGAGAAGGAGAACCCACAGUCCUUGGGAGACGGCCACGUCGGUGGCCCUGUGUUAUCCUCAAAGUGGGCGAAGGUGUUUAGCUUGUCCGGAAGCAAGACGUCGGUGUCAGCAACGUGGCAGGUGUACCCUUAGUAGUCCGUGAUUGUCUGUAGUCCCUGCCACAUACGUCCCGUGUCUGAGCUGUUGAAUUGUGACUCCACUGUCUCUGUACUGACGUUUUGCCUGUUUGAUUGCCUUACAGAGGGAAUACUUACACUGUUUGUAUUCAGCCAUAUUCCCAGUCACCUUGCCAUGAUUAAAUGCGAUGGUUUGCGCUUUCAGUUUUGAACAUAUCCCAGUCUGUGUGAUCAAAACAAUCUUGAAGCAUGGAUUGCGAUUGGUCGAACCAGCGUUGAAUAGACCUUAGCAUGGGUAAUUCCAGUUUGAGUUUCUGCCUAUUGGAUGGGAGGAGCUAAAUGGAGUCGUGAUCAGAUUUGCAGAAGGGAGGGUUAAUCAUGAAACAUACACCCCUGCCUUUCUUCUUCCCGGGAGAGUUUUUUAAAUUUUUUAUUCCCGUCUGAUGCGAUGUACUAAGAACCCAGAUGGCUGAAUGGAAGGGGACAGUAUAUCCCGAGAGAGCCAUGUUUCUGUGAAGCAGCGUAUGUUACAAUCCCCGAUGUCUCUCUGGAAGGAGAUCCUCACCCUAAGCUUGUCUACUUUUAUUAUCCAGAGACUGAAUAUUAGUAAUAUACUCUGAAGAGGUGCAUGGUGUGCACGCCUCUGGAGUCUGAUUAGAAGUCCACUCCGAAUACCUCUUCUCCGCUGGCAGUGUUUUGGAGGAGCCUCUGGAAUAAGUUAAAUUGCCUUGGGGGGUACAAACAAAGGAUCCAAUUGGGGAAAGUCGUAUUCCUGGUCGUAAUGCUGUUUUACAGAUGCUUUGUGAGAUGCAGAGGGGAGCCCCAGUCUGUGUUUAACACCCAGCAGAGCAGCAGAGAGGAGAACGCUACCCCCGAUCCCUCUGCACCACCAUGAUCAACACUUACCAGACCAGCAUGCCUCCGCCACCUAUUCCCCCACGGCUAGGCUCUGUCAUGUCGGCACCAGGACCAGGCCACAGCAAGCCUCUUCUCAGGUUUCUCAUUGGCAUGAUAGUGCUUCAAAUGGUUCUGCUACUGGGGGGAUUCGCCUACCUGUACCACACGGACAACAAGUAUCACAAGGACCUUGACAGCAAGUACCUGGAUGAUAUGAUCAUCCUGAAGAGACUUGAAGAGUGUGAGAAAGACAUCCAGUCAGUGCUGGACUGUAAGAAGCUUGUGGAGAAAUACAAAAGCAUCCUGGCAAAGGUCUCACAAGAGGAAGGAAGAGCUGCUAAACUCAUUGGGGAUGGGCCCUCGUAUGGAGCCAUGGCACGCAUGAUAGUAAAGCAACCCGUUUCUGGUACACCCCCAACAAAGUAUCUGGAGUGGAACAUAGGCCACUCAGUGCGGAAGAACGUCCAGUACUACAUGUCCAGCUGGCUGAAGGUGCUGCAGCCUGGAGACUACAACAUCUACUCCCAGGUGGCUUUCUCCAAAUGGCACCCCAAAACCCCUCUGGCCAGCCGGGUGAAGCUGAGGAAGGGGGAGACGGGAGAGGAGAAAGACCUGAUGACAGCCUACUGCAGCCUGGGGGACCAGGAUCAUACAGACGUGUGUACAGCUUUCCAGGGAGGAGUGUUCCGUCUGGAGCCAGACGAUCAGCUUAGUGUGUGGGUGACGGACCCCAGCCUAGUCAACUAUGAGGAGGGGACUACCACCUUUGGAUUGUACAAGCUGUAGGCUGGUCAUCACAAUGGACAUUGCCUACAGUAUGGAGAUGAUGGACUACUUUACUUUGGAUUGGGCCUGUUUUUGGAGCGAUGAAUGGAAUCCAGGCCAUGUGAGUGGGACAGGACUGAAUACAAAUCUCCUAAAGGGAUCUAAACAUGGACUAGACCAGUGGUUUCCAAACUUUCUAUAGUCCCAUACCGCUUCAAACAUUCAACCUCCAGCUGCGGACCCCCUCUAGCACCAGGGUCAGCACACUCUCAAAUGUUGUUUUGUUUGUUUGCCAUCAUUGUAAGCCUGCCACACACACACUAUACGAUACAUUUAUUAAACAUAAGAAUUAGUGUGAGUUUUUGUCACAACCCAGCUCAUGGGAAGUAACACAAAGCUCUUAUAGGACCAGAGCAUAAAUAAUAAUAAUCAAUAAUUUUGCUCUUUAUUUAACCAUCUUACAUAUGAAACCGUAUUUGUUCAUCGGAAAUUGUGAAUAACUCACCACAGGUUAAUGAGAAGGGUGUGCUUGAAAGGAUGCACAUAACUAUGCAAUGUUGGGUUGUAUUGGAGAGAAUCUCAGUCUUAAAUCAUUUCCCACACACAGUAUGUGUCUGUAUUUAGUUUUCAUGCUAG
This is a messenger RNA of Oncorhynchus keta (chum salmon), 5162 nucleotides long. Its product is annotated as CD40 ligand-like. Gene Ontology annotation, biological process: immune response. The coding region runs from base 3756 to 4547 and encodes 263 amino acids. Gene Ontology annotation, molecular function: tumor necrosis factor receptor binding. The transcript has 9 exons. Lineage: Eukaryota; Metazoa; Chordata; Actinopteri; Salmoniformes; Salmonidae. Gene Ontology annotation, cellular component: membrane. The record is from RefSeq and is a predicted model, not a curated record.